Molecule: messenger RNA, 1149 nt
Organism: Hyla sarda
Lineage: Eukaryota; Metazoa; Chordata; Amphibia; Anura; Hylidae
Product: olfactory receptor-like protein DTMT
Exons: 1
Coding region: 161-1126 (321 amino acids)
Biological process (GO): G protein-coupled receptor signaling pathway
Cellular component (GO): membrane
Molecular function (GO): olfactory receptor activity; G protein-coupled receptor activity
Source: RefSeq, a predicted model, not a curated record
CUUCAUGGUUCUUGUACUUUUAUCUCUGGAAGCAUUCACCAACCAAUUCCAUCUGUGAUCUGUGGAUUAUGAAGCCUCUCAGAACUGAUCUGUACAGGGAAUUCCAUCCAUCCAUUUAUUAUUACUAAGUCAACAGCUGGAGAUCUUAUACUCGACUGACAUGGAUCUAGAGAAUCAAACCUUCAUAAGUUUCACUCUUCUGGGCCUCUCAGAGAAGCCAUCUCUCCGAAUGCCUCUUUUAUCUUUUUUCAUGGAAUCCUACAUUCUCAGUAUUAUAGGCAAUGUGCUAAUCCUUCUGCUCAUCUCAACCCAGUCCCAUCUACACACCCCAAUGUACUUCUUGUUGGGGAAUCUUUCCGUUGUAGAUGUUUUUCUGACGUCUAUCACCGUCCCCCGGGCUCUUUAUAGCCUUAUCUCCCAGGACUUGUCCAUCUCAUUUCAUGGUUGUUUCAUUCAGCUCUUCCUGUUCCACAUGGCGGGUAACAUGGACAGCUUUUUGCUGGCCAUCAUGGCCUUAGACAGAUAUGCUGCAGUCUGUCAGCCGUUGCAUUACACGACCAUCAUGAGCAAGAGGACAUGCAUCAGUCUGUUGACCUUUUCAUGGUUUAUAGUGAGCCUUCACUCUACUCUAUUCUUUGCCUUAACCUCUACUCUUCCCUACUGUAGUUGGGUCAUCCACCAUUAUUUCUGUGAUGUCCCAGCCAUGUUCUCAAUCUCCUGUACAGACACAUCUGUUCAGCAAAUGGUUGUCUUCAUUGAAGGCUCACUAAUAGUCAUGGGGCCCAUGUUGGUCAUCCUGGGCUCCUACGUUCUCAUCAUAAGAGCCGUGUUAAAACUAAGUAGAUCCAAAGUCUACUCCCAAACCUUCUCCACAUGUUCCUCACACUUAACUGUUGUCAUCCUCUUCUACAGCUCAGUUAUUUUCAUGUACUUUCGCCCCAGUUCCCUCUAUUCUGCAGCCUACGAUUGGGUCAUAAGUGUGGUGUACAGCAUCAUAACACCAAUGCUCAACCCAUUUAUAUAUACGCUGAGGAACAAGGAAGUCAAGAACGCUGUGAAGAGGGUGAUACAAUGGGUCAGGAAAGAUGGACAAAAGCAGAUUAAAGAUACAGAAGACGAGGACUGAGAAUAUUUUUGUGAAAUGUUUUU